UAACGGACAAUAUUCUCCGCGAAAGUUUUGAGAUUAUAUCCCCGUUUUAAUAAACGGUAACGUUAGCGAAAAGAGCUACUUAAGAAAAAAGCUACAUAGCGUAGUGCCUACGGAUGUAGUCAUGCUCACGUCUUCUCUUCAAAAUAAAAUCCCCAGCUUUGUCGCCACAGGACAACUGUUGAAACUAGAAACCCAAAUGUUUGUCUACCACAUCGACCCCAGUGGCUCCGCGAGGUGCUGAUUUUCUCUGUGAAUAUUUGUAUCGUCUGUGCUUCGCAAAGAUGAACGACAACCGUCGAUUGAGUGACAUUGUAAAAGAUUAAAAGUAUUUAGUUCCGACAUUCCCCGCCGCUACUCUGAAAGUUAAUCCGCGAGACCGGAAGUUGCAGUGCUAAAACACGGCGACACAUUGACGGUUUGUUGUUGUUAGCCACGUUUCUAUCGCGAGUUAACGACCUGUUGACGUUUUAACAUUGUGCGCUGCAAUUGUUGCUCGUGGGCGGCAGUUAUCCACGGCCGGAACCAACAAAGGCAGGCGUUUUCACGUUGCAGUUCAGCAUUACUCGCCGACUAACGGCGCGCCAGUCUGCUGGCUAGCGGUAGCAUUUAGCCAUGUCCUCGGAUUAGCUGCUCUGCUGUCCGUGUCCAGGCGACCCGCAUGAAGUCAGGAUGUCCGGCGAUCUCGCUGGUCUGUGGGAGGUGGCGCUGAGCGACGGGGUCCACAGGAUCGAGUUCGAACACGGCACGACCACGGGGAAGAGGGUCAUCUUCGUCGACGGAAAGGAGAUCCUGAGACGGGACUGGAUGUUCAAACUCGUGGGCAAGGAGACGUUCAGCGUGGGCAAGUCCGACACCAAGGCGACCAUCAACAUAGAUGCCGUGAGCGGGUUUGCCUACGAGUACACGCUGGAGAUCAACGGGAAGAGCCUGAAGAAGUACAUGGAGAACCGGUCGAAGGUCACCAGCACCUGGGUGCUCAACUUGGACGGCACCGACUGCAGGGUGGUCCUGGAGAAAGACACUAUGGAUGUUUGGUGUAAUGGACAAAACAUUGAAACUGCAGGCGAGUUCGUGGACGAUGGCACGGAGACACAUUUCACACUCGGAGACCACAACUGCUGUGUGAAGGCCGUGAGCAGCGGGAAGAGACGAGACGGCAUCAUUCACACGCUGCUGGUGGACGGCACAAUGAUCGCCGAGUGCACCGAGUGACCCGUGUCCACAUCUGUACGAAAAGCCAGGUCUGGUCCGUAAAACGGUGACUCUUAGCAUCUGGAACACUGAGGGGGAGACAGGACCUCAUGUCUGCAGUUAGACAUUAUAGGAGAGGUUACAGCCAAAUCUCAAUCACAAAUGGGCAUUUACUGUCUCAGAAAUGUAACCUCAAACGGAAAAGCGUUUUUGUUUCUUUGAGUAGUAAACUGCUUUAUAUUUAUAUCAAUACUAUCAAUUUAUGUAAUAUCAAAAGUGGAGGCCAGAAAUGCCAUACUACUCUCACUCCACCUGGCUCACAUUGCCCUCCGGUCGUUAACAGAUCUACUGUACCUGUACUCAACCUGCUCUCACUUCUUGCUUUCUUGUAUUUUGUCAUUAUCGCAAAACGUAGGCUAAACAUCAGGGGGACAAGAUUAUUCCUUCAACGCAGCAUCAUUCCAGCAUGCACUGCCCUGGGGCCUGUGCGACGAAGCGAGUUCAACAUUCCCAGGAUGUGUUUUCGUUAUCUAGGUUUGACUUAGCCUCACAUUGACCACCCUGUAUAACUUGUACUACGAAGCUGGAUAUCAACUGUCUCGGUCAACCCUGGGGGUUUUUCCUGUCCCGUUAUGAGCGCGUUCAUGCGGAAGAGGCGGGGUCGUUACUUACAAACGCUGCUUCGUAGCGCAGGCCUCUGGAGUGAUAUCUCUUUAAUCCAACGUUGAGGUGUUGAAUCCUUCUUUGUUUGACUGGUUCAGCCGCAGGGUUUUUGCAGUAAUAUGUUUUUAUAAUAUGUUUGGAGCUUUUAGCAGAUCACUGUGAAAACAUCCUAGCGAACAUUGUCUACAGUUGAAUGGCUGUGAGUUUCAUAGACAAUCAUUCAGAUGUCAGUGACGAAUCGUGUACAGGAUGUCCUUUGAGACUUCACGUUGUCCUUAGAGAUGUGUGGAGUUCUGCCGUCAAAUCAUUUGUUUUUGGGGAUUUUUUAUUUUUUAACUGUAAAGGCCAAAUGUUGUGCAUACAGAAUUUAAGCUCAAUGUUUUGACCUGUUUUAAAAAUGUUGUAAAUGUAACUUCACCAUAUAAAGCACACUAGUUUUGUUGUCUUGACCAUUAAUAUUAACAGUAAAAGAAACACGGACAGUAAAAGAUUUUUUUAGGGUUAGGGUUUUUAUUUCAUGCCCAUCGCUGAUUUCUAACAGCUGUCACUGUACCAUUAAGAAUGUGAGACUUCAUUUCAAGUGUUAUUGUAUAUGUCCUGUAUGAAAGGCCUAAUGUUAAUGUGUAAUCGGUUUUGUUUACUGUCACAGUACAUGUUUGUGAGCAGUAAAUUGUACUUAAAUUUCAUCAAAGCCGUACUGUAGAGCCGAUCAGGUUUUUUGUUGACCUCGAUGAAACGAUCCUUGAAUAAAAAUAUAAAUUAUUAGUAAGAAAAAACUGUCAUGAUUUGUGUUUAGACAAGCAACUUAUUCCCCACUUCUCUAAAUGAGUUGUCAAAACAAACCAUCUAGAGUCUUUGCAAACAAAGACGACUUCAAAUCAUUUUUUAUUCACUUGGUUUAAUUUUGACAUAACUCUCAGGCACAGGCCCUCGGUGCUCCAUCCCAAUAUUAUCUGUGUCCUUUUCAUCACGAUAGUUCAAGUACAUCCCUUACCACCAACCACAGCUUCUCACCUGUCAUAUGAUUGAUUAUAUAAUACUCUUUCUAUAAACUACUUGAAAUAAGUCUUAAGCAAAGUAAAAUUAAGCAAAACAAAAAAAA
This is a messenger RNA of Scophthalmus maximus (turbot), 2956 nucleotides long. It is a transcript of the gene faima, whose product is annotated as Fas apoptotic inhibitory molecule a. The coding region runs from base 670 to 1212 and encodes 180 amino acids. Gene Ontology annotation, biological process: positive regulation of neurogenesis; negative regulation of extrinsic apoptotic signaling pathway via death domain receptors; canonical NF-kappaB signal transduction. The record is from RefSeq and is a predicted model, not a curated record. NCBI's taxonomy places the organism in Eukaryota, Metazoa, Chordata, Actinopteri, Pleuronectiformes, Scophthalmidae. The transcript is spliced from 4 exons.